AAUUACGAACUCACAUUUCACUCUAUCGCAACAUCUAAACGAAACAACACCAUGAGCCGGAAGAGAGAUAAACCCUACUUCUCCCGCCACGCCCCCUACUCCGGGUCCAAACGCCGCCGUCCCCUGCCUCCUCAUCCGGAACCCGAAACUGAGCAUGACUAGCCGACUUACAAGCAACCGCCGCUGCCGGCUCUAGUGGUAACAGGUCUCACACCGGACUGCUCUGUCCUGGACCUCAAGUCCCGUUUCGAGAUCUAUGGACCCAUCUCCCGCAUCCACAUUCACCGGGACGCGGUCGGUUACGUCACCUACCGCUACGCCGACUCUGCUCAAGCCGCCAUCGCCGCCUCCCUCGUCCCGUCAUUCGGCAUCACAAUCGAAUCCAAAAAAUUGCAGGUGCUUUGGGCGACGGACCCGUGAUGGGUCGUCGGCAAUUCGAAUCUUGUGAGGGCUGAGGUGCCGCUGAGGGGGCGGCGCAGAGGGAACAAGCUUGCUUCUUAAAUAGUGAACCCCAGAGGCGGCGGCGCUGCUGGUGUUGAUAGUUCUUCGUCGGCGUUGGAUGCACCUUCUAAACCUAGAGAAAUCGUUGCAUACGAUGAUAUUCUGGAAAACUAUUACAGCCAUGUUGUGAACGUUGUUGUAGGGUUUUGGACCCAUCCGGAUCCUAACGUCGGAGCCCAAAGAGCCCAAACGAUGAGAAAUUUAAUAGAAUCACAGAAAGCAGAAGUCAUUGAGAAGGAAGAGCAUCAGGGCACCGUAGUAAUGGAAGAGAGUGAAGAAAGCAGAGUAGCAAAGCACGACGAAGAAGGAAGCAGCGAGCAACAGAUAUGGAGUUGGGGGGCAGGAACGGACGGGCAACUGGGCACGGGCAGGCUACAGGACGAGCACCUCCCUCAGCUGCUUCGCCUCCCUUCUCUCUCCCCCGCCGCCGGAUCCAUCUGCUCCCUUGCCUGCGGCGGUGCUCACGUUCUCGCCUUAACCUCAGGUGGGAAGGUGCUGACAUGGGGAAGGGGUACGUCUGGUCAACUGGGUCAUCCUGAUACGGUCAACAGUCCAAAUCCUAAGUUUGUAAUGUCUUUGAACAACCUCUUCAUUACUCAUGCUUCUGCUGGUUGGAACCACUCCGGUUUUGUUUCAGAUGCAGGAGAUCUUUUCACGUGCGGAGAUGGCUCGUUUGGUCAGCUCGGGCAUGGUGAUUUCCAGUCGCAUUGCUAUCCUGUCAAAGUCUCCUUCUUUGUUGAUAAGCACGUGGAGCAGAUAGCAUGCGGGAUGCGCCAUUCGCUUGUUUUGGUGAAAGGAGAUGAAGUUUAUGCGUUUGGUUCGGGGAAGCGUGGUCAACUGGGUAUCUCUGAGGAUAAGAUCAAAUUAGUUAAUAUUCCUGAACGAAUUCAUGGAUUUGACAGCGUAAAAAUCACUAGCAUCGCUGCAAAUGGAGAUCAUAGUGCUGCGUUAUCUGCUGAUGGGCAUUUGUACACUUGGGGAAGAGGGUUCGGCAUCUCAAGCGCUCACUCCCCACAGCGUUUAUCUACAUCGUUCUUGUUUACCAAAGUUGCUGUUGGAUGGAAUCAUUCUUUGGUAUUGACGGGUGGAGAAGUUUUUAUGCUUGGUGGAAAUCACCAUGGAGUUCUUAGUAAUCCUGAAAAAAUUACUCCAAUAAAGCACUUAGCAGGUAAUGCCCUUGAUCCGACCCAAACAACACUCGCAUAAACUUGACAUAUCUGA
Molecule: messenger RNA, 1722 nt
Organism: Malus domestica (apple)
Lineage: Eukaryota; Viridiplantae; Streptophyta; Magnoliopsida; Rosales; Rosaceae
Source: RefSeq, a predicted model, not a curated record